Molecule: messenger RNA, 1251 nt
Organism: Coccinella septempunctata (seven-spotted ladybird)
Lineage: Eukaryota; Metazoa; Arthropoda; Insecta; Coleoptera; Coccinellidae
Product: malate dehydrogenase, mitochondrial-like
Exons: 5
Coding region: 59-1198 (379 amino acids)
Biological process (GO): tricarboxylic acid cycle
Cellular component (GO): mitochondrion; cytoplasm
Molecular function (GO): L-malate dehydrogenase (NAD+) activity
Source: RefSeq, a predicted model, not a curated record
AAAAUGCUGUCCCUUAAAAACGUCAAAAUUUCAUGUAGAAUUCAACGCACAAUUUGAAAUGUUCCCAAGAUUUAUACUGCGAAGAUACUCCUCGGCUUUAACGAAGAGUAAAGAGCUGAAAAAAAAAUUAUGCAAAGAACCAGUAGAGAACAGCUUUUGCAACGUAGCCCUUAUAGGAGCAGAUUCUAAGCUGGGCGAACUAACAGCUUUCUUGGUGAAGCAAAACCCUUUGAUUACAACCUUACAUCUUCAAGGGGGUGCCGGAGUUGUUGGUUUAUGUGAGGAUUUGGCUCAUAUCGAUACCAGAUGUAGGGUUGUCGCACACGCUGGUUUGGAUAACUAUAGAAAUGCAAUGAAAACUGCUGAUGUGGUAGUCCUUCUUGGUUUGGGUGGGUUCUCCUCGAGAACAACCAUUGGAGAUCGUGUGAUGGCGGAGGGAAAUAGGAUUUGUAAGUUAGCCGAGAAAUGUACCAAAUACGCCCGCAGAGCUAUCAUUGUUGUCUGCUCUACGCCCGUUAGUGUUAUGACGCCAUUGGUUGUUGAUAUGUUCAAGCGAACAGACUGGUAUCAUCCUUCAAGGAUCGUCGGUUUUCCUGGGCCUGUAUCAGUUGUUCUUAACACCGAAGUGGCUCGGCAUCAGUGCUUCGAUCCAAGUAUUGUAGACGUACCAAUCAUUGGAGGACCAGAUCUAGAAUCAAUUGUGCCGGUAUUUUCCAAAGCUGUACCCUGUCCUGUGGACCGAAGAAGCGCUGUGGAGCUGACUGCUCGUUUGAGAGGACUGGAUCCUAGUGACUUCCCCAGGAGAUCUCGAACUGAGAACACCUUCGUCACUGCAGUAUACCCAGAGGCUAUAGCCCUCAACCGCCUCAUAUCCACCAUUGCCUACGGCAUACAUGGCGAUGAGGUAGCUGUUAGUUACGCGCAUGUGAGGACAAAUUGGAUCAAGACUUGCAGAUUUUUGGUAUCCCAGGUGAGAUUUGGAAAAACUGGUGUUGUACACAAUUAUGGCAUACCAAAACUCAGUAAGUUCGAGCAGGAUCUACUAGAAAGGGGGGUAGCAGCAGUUAGUGAUAGAGAACAUAUGGCUAAAGAGUAUCUAGAUUACUACUUGUCGAAGAGGAGAGAUAUCUUGCCCUGUUUCAAACAGAGGGAAAUUGAAGAGUACCACCAGAAGAGGGAGAGUAUGAUGAGGAAUUGAUAUGUUCGAAUACCAAGUGUUGUCCAUGAAUAAAAUCCAAAUUUUAUGGGGAA